AUGAAAACACCAAAACAAUUAGAAGAAUGGUCAUUCUCCACAACCAAUUCUGAUAAUAUUAAGGCUGAUUUGAAUAAAAUUGGAGAUGAAACACUUGUGGAAGAGGAUAGUUUUACAGAGAAAAGUUUGGAAACAUCGAGUAUUGAUGGUUUAUCUACUAUAUGUAGUAGUUCUUUUUGUUCAGCACAAAAUAUAAAUGGAGGUUUAAAACAACGUUUGAAAAAAUUAGAGGUUAAAAAACAAUUUAGUGUUAAAUUAAAAUAUGUAGAUGGAUAUGAGUCCACCCCUGAAGAUCUGAGUCAACCCCCUUUUGUAGCACCAUAUUUUACUUUCUAUAGGGGUUUCUAUAUAUAUAUUUUACUUUCUAUAGGGGAUUACAUAAAUUUAAAAAGUGCGAUUUCGAGGGAUAUAGGGGAUUAA
This is a messenger RNA of Meloidogyne enterolobii, 420 nucleotides long. NCBI's taxonomy places the organism in Eukaryota, Metazoa, Nematoda, Chromadorea, Rhabditida, Meloidogynidae. The record is from the annotation of a GenBank genome assembly.